AUGGACAAUAUAUAUAAGUUUAAGGCAAGUAGUUCAGUAGGGCAUUUAAAAAGUCUGAAUAAUGAUAAACAAUUUUAUUCUGAAGAAGAAAGCAGCAAGAAAGAUGAAGAGGAGAAAUAAUUGAAGAAAUAAAGCAAGCCUCCUAGUAAGAUGUCUCAAUUCAGCAAGAACGCCACUGGAUAUUAAACAGAUGAUUCUGAUAAAGAGACUCCGAAGAAAAAUAAGGUAGGACCUUCAAGUAAAGAAAAGGUUCAAUAUUUUAGGUUAGAAAGUGUCAAAAUUUAGAAAUUUGGUUAAUUCUAAAAAGAUUGAAGGUGAUAAUGAUGAUCCAAAUUUUGAUGAUGAUGAUGAUUAGCCAACAACAAUUUAACAAUAAAUUCAACAUGUUUAGUAGCAUAGUGAAGAUUAAUAUGAUGUAGAACAGUAGGCGAGUAAAAUGCAGCAGAAAUAUGCUAAGGGUGAGGUGGGAAAGUCAACAAAAGUGAAGUAAGAGAGAUGAUAAUGAAUAGACAUUCAAAUACUUAAUAGAGUAUGGACGUGAAUUCAGAUGUAGAAUAGAUGAAGAAUAAACAAAAUUAAGAAGGAAAGUUGAGGAAUCAUCCUUUUAGACACCUUAUUUAUGGUCCAAGUAUAGGAGAGAAUUCAUUUAAUAAGUUUUUACAAUUAACACAAAGAGGGUUAAUUUAUGCAAAAAAGUGCUUAAAAGGACCGUCAGAGAAAUUCAUUAAAUCAAAGAUGGUUUAAUUACAAGAAUGUCCAAUUGUUAAAUCUAAGACUCUUUUACUGGAUUUAGAUGAAACUUUGAUUCACAGUUGUUCAUUGAGAGAGAAUCCUUAAGUAACUGUAACAGCAUUUGGAGAUUAUGGGGAAGAGGCUAAAGUAUUAUUAUUAAAAGAUUAUAGAUUCAUUUCAACAUUAGACCAUUUUGUACAUGGUUUUUACAAUAAAUGAAUUAGUUGUAUACAAUUUAUGUAUUUACAGCCUCAUCAUCUGCAUAUGCAAAUACAAUAGUGAAUUAUUUGGAUCCAAAAAAAUAAUGGAUCAUGGGGAUUCUCUCAAGAGGUAAUUGUAUGGAGACAAAGAAUGGCUUUUUUAUUAAAGAUCUUAGAAUUGUAGGGAAUAAACAAUUGAAAGAUAUGGUGAUUGUUGAUAAUCUGGCUCAUUCUUUUGGAUUCUAAAUAGAAAAUGGAAUACCUAUAUUGGAAUGGCACAAUGAUUAAAAUGAUUAAGAACUUAAAUACUUGGCUACAUAUUUGAUGGAAGCAGCUGAAUAAGAGGAUAUCAGAUAAUUCAACACACAAAGAUUGAAGUUAGAUCAACUUAUCGAAUAUAAUUUAGAUUGA
Molecule: messenger RNA, 1343 nt
Organism: Paramecium pentaurelia
Lineage: Eukaryota; Ciliophora; Oligohymenophorea; Peniculida; Parameciidae
Source: the annotation of a GenBank genome assembly